AACACCACACUUUGCUUUCUCUUUUGAAAUGAAAGAUGCUCUGUCUGUGUCGACUUGUCAAAAACAGAUUUGUUUAGUUUUUUCUUAAAAAAUCUAUUACAUCGGAGAAAAUAGUUUACUUUAACUAAUGUGUGGCGAGUUGUGAUUGUAGGUAUUAGUGAUUUUAGUGUAGCAAAUUGACCCCAACACUUGGUCAUAAUGGCGCAAAGAGAUCCAGGACCCAUACCGAAUAGGUGGUUGAGAUGUCCACGAAAAGCAACGGGACUUAUUGCUGAUAAAUUUAUGGCUUUCAAGACACCUUUGGGGUCUCAAUUCAAUGAUAAAGUACCUGAAGAAAACCGUUUUACUCCAUCCAUGUUAUUUAUGUACAUGAAAAGUAUGAAAAUAAAGUUAGGUCUAUGGAUAGACCUGACUAACACCAGUCGAUUUUAUGACAAGAAAGAGGUUGAGGAGACUGGUUGUAAGUAUGUAAAAAUGCAAUGCAGAGGCCAUGGUGAAACACCAUCUCCAGAUCAGACUAGGGAAUUCAUCCAAUUAGUUAGCAAAUUUGUGAGUCAGAAGCCGUUAGAGUUGAUUGGGGUACAUUGUACUCAUGGCUUCAAUAGGACAGGGUUCCUACUGGUUUCCUACAUGGUGGAACAUCUGGACUGCAGUGUGCAGGCAGCCAUCAUUGAGUUUGCAAGGAUGAGACCCCCAGGUAUAUACAAACAAGACUAUUUACAAGAGUUGUUCCGUCGGUACGAUGAAGUGGAGUUGACUCCCGCUGCUCCCAUGCUGCCUGACUGGUGUCAUGAAGAAGAAGAAGAGGUCGAUGAUGAUGUCCCAAGUCACUCACAGAAUUCAUCGUCAUCAUCCACGCCACGCAAACACAAAGGCAAGGGGAGGAAGGAGACCACACACAAGAAGGCCAGUUUCAUGCCCGGUGUCCGAGGAGUGGAGCCUUUUGACACCCAACCGAGGCUCAGUGAAGUCCAGAAGAAAGCUCAACAGUUCUGCGAGUGGGACACCACUGGGUUCCCUGGCUCACAGCCGGUGUCCAUGGAUACUGCCAACUUGAGGAAACUGCAUGAAAAGCCUUAUAGAGUAUCGUGGAAGGCUGACGGAGUCAGAUACAUGAUGUUGAUUGAUGGCGAGGGAGAAGUGUAUAUGUUGGACCGAGACAACUGCGUGUUCAAAGUUCAUGGUCUGCAGUUCCUAUACAGAAAAGAUCUGAGAAGGCAUUUGAGGAAUACUCUACUUGAUGGUGAAAUGGUAAUCGACAAAGUGGACAAUAAGGACAUACCUCGGUACUUGUGUUACGACAUUAUAAGUUUCGAGGGCGUCGACACCGGCAAGAUGGAGUUCUUCCCAACUAGACUGAAUUACAUCGAAAAUGAAAUCGUUAAUCCUAGACACCAAGCAAUGAAGGAAGGUAUAAUCAAGAAGGAGAGGGAGCCGUUCAGUGUCCGUUUGAAGCAAUUCUGGGAGUUACCGAUGGCUCGACAGCUACUUGGCGAGAAGUUCGCCAAGACUUUGUCGCAUGAACCUGACGGACUUAUAUUCCAGCCUUCUAAAGAGAGAUACAUACCGGGGCCAUGCGAAGAUGUGCUAAAAUGGAAACCGAGUAACAUGAACAGUGUAGACUUCAGACUGAAGAUUGUCACAGAAACUGGCCAGGGCCUCCUACCAACAAAGAGAGGUUACCUAUACGUAGGUAAAUUGGACCAGCCCUUUGCAUCAAUGAAAGUGACAAAGGACAUAAAACAUUUGGACAACAAAAUCAUUGAAUGCACCUUCGAGCAGGGACGAUGGGUCUUCAUGAGGGAACGGACAGACAAAUCUUAUCCUAAUAGCUACAAUACGGCUACUUCCGUCUGCGAGAGUAUAAGGGACCCAGUUACCAAGGAGAUCCUACUUGAAUACAUAGACAACCAUAGGUUCCAUGAUGACUCAGAUAUGAUGCCGCCUCCAAAGCGCAUGCGUCGAUAGCGUUGUCCAUAAUGUUGCCAGUACAUAAAAUAAUAAAGAUGGCGCGAUUGUUAAUGUUAUUUCUUUUAUUUUUUAAAGUGUUGUGACUUGUGACUGAAAUUUUAAAGGGAACUAUGAUAAAUAGUUUUGUUAAAACUAGUUUUUAUUUCUUCUAAGUACCUUCUUCCUUAUUAUAUUAUGUCUUUAUGUAAAAGGAUCAUUAGUAUCUUAAGCAGCAGCUUUGUUUUGCGUGGCACAUUUCAAACUAGUAUUUAUACUUUUCUUGCCUUUUUUCUAUAUUUAAUUCGAAUUUCCUGUGAUACACGCCGACUGAUCUUUUCUAUUUCUUCUUCAUAUUUAUUUUCGACUUUAUGGCUAAACAAUACAGUCUAAAAUCUAGAAAGUUAUAGUAAGAUUUAAUAUUCAUGAAAAUCGUCAUAACACGAAUUACUAUUAUUAUAAAAAAAUGUUAAAUUAUUAAGAUAAUAGGUCUGGUAUAUUUUUCUGUUAAUAUUAAUUUAGAAAUAAUAGUGACAAUCGAACCACCACUUUAUAUCGUAAUGUGAACUCUAUUGCGUUAACAAUAAUUUACUUAAUGUAAAAUAGUAUAAAAAUACUGUAAUAACAAGGGUACCAUACUAUGAAACUACAUUUAUUUGGGAAAUCUUGUGAUUUUCCGCCUUUUUGUGAAAUAUGGAUUGUUACAUUAUAAUAAGUUAACGUGAAAUAAAUAUCUAUAGUUAAUUUAUGGA
Spodoptera litura is the source of this 2699-nucleotide messenger RNA. It is a transcript of the gene mRNA-cap, whose product is annotated as RNA guanylyltransferase and 5'-phosphatase mRNA capping enzyme. NCBI's taxonomy places the organism in Eukaryota, Metazoa, Arthropoda, Insecta, Lepidoptera, Noctuidae. Gene Ontology annotation, molecular function: ATP binding; mRNA guanylyltransferase activity; mRNA 5'-triphosphate monophosphatase activity. Gene Ontology annotation, biological process: protein dephosphorylation; 7-methylguanosine mRNA capping. The record is from RefSeq and is a predicted model, not a curated record.